Messenger RNA from Dendronephthya gigantea, 1186 nucleotides. Its product is annotated as prostasin-like. The transcript has 4 exons. Gene Ontology annotation, biological process: proteolysis. Bases 212 to 1090 code for a protein of 292 amino acids. Gene Ontology annotation, molecular function: serine-type endopeptidase activity. Lineage: Eukaryota; Metazoa; Cnidaria; Anthozoa; Malacalcyonacea; Nephtheidae. The record is from RefSeq and is a predicted model, not a curated record.
UGUUAAAUCAACACCAAUUAUCACGGAGUCAGUUAAACAGAAACCGAUGAAAUUUCUCAAUUUACACUGGAAUGUGGAUAUGACCAAUGUCACAAUAUAAGAACUCACCUAGUGACCUGAUAUCCUCAGAAUACCACAGUAACAAGCUCUAAGUAUAAACGUUUCAAGCUCCACGUACUGUCAAGCUGAUCAAGACCAUAUUCUGUUAAAGAUGGUUAAUACUUAUCAAAUGCUGCUAUAUUUUUUACUUGUGUUCCUGCUAGUGAACAGAGGUCGGAGUAUCGAGCAUCGACAGAAACGCAUAGUUGGAGGAGAACCAGUUGAAAAACCUGGAAAAUGGCCUUGGAUAGCAUCACUCUGGUUCAACCAAACACAUUACUGUGGGGGCUCAAUUGUUGGUAAAAAAUGGAUCGUGACAACUGCACAUUGCUUUCAUGAAGCUCACACCUCACAUGACCCGAGAGAUUGGCUUGUCAAAGUCGGGAAACAUGACUUGAGCAAAAAUGAAAGUCAUGAGCAAACUUUUAGCGUGGAACGGAUAAUUCGUCACCCAAAUUACACAAGUAUAUGGGACACUUAUAAAAUUGAUAAACCCGAUGAUAAUGAUGUCGCUUUACUGGAACUUAAUGGCAAAAUCAAAUACUCGAACUAUACACGACCGAUCAGGCUUUUGAGAAAUGGUAUAAGAUUUCAUCCAGGUCACGAAUGUUACAUUGCAGGCUGGGGUCAUACUUAUUUCUCUGCAGAUGCUAUACAAAAUAUCAUACGAGAGGUAAAAGUGGAGCUCGUCUCUCGAGAGAAAUGCAACAGUCCUGAGUCCUACAAUGGCAGUGUUCACGAGCGAGCAAUUUGCGCUGGCUACGAGGAGGGUGGCCGAGAUGCAUGCCAGUAUGACAGCGGUGGACCGUUGUUUUGCGGAAAGAAACAAAAAACAACUAAAUGGUAUUUAGUUGGUCAAGUGUCCUGGGGGGACAAGUGUGCAAUGCCGCAUAAAUACGGGGUAUAUUCAAAUAUGGAGGCACUUGGACCCUGGGUUGUUCAUACGAUCAAAGCUUCGCGAUCUAAAGUUCUAUACAAGCGCAUAGGCUGAAUAUGCGGUCCUUAAGUCUCCAGACAAUUCUAUAAUCAUAGGUUGAUCUUGUACAUACAUACAAUACGAAAUCUUUAUCAUAUAUAAUCAUGUAUU